AGCAGGGCUCCCGCGGGCGUCGCUCCGGCCAUCGUCCCCACCUCCACCUGGGCCGCCCGGCAGGCAGGCGGUGAGUCAGGGGCUUGGAGGGGACCGGGGGUGCCACCUGCUCGCGGGAGGCCGGGCGGCGUCUUGGGUCCUCCGAGGCCGGGACAGGGGUUGCUGCGGAACGCCCGCCGCGACAGAGCCGCGCUCACCCAGGUAGAACGGGCAUGGCAGACCUCCCUGCAGGCUUGUUGCUGGGCGAACGAGAAGGAUGCCAUGCUGACAUGCUGACUUGCUCUGUCUCCUUGCAGACGGAGGCCCGGGAGCCAUGGGUGACUGGGGCUUCCUGGAGAAGCUGCUGGACCAGGUCCAGGAGCACUCCACCGUGGUGGGCAAGAUCUGGCUGACGGUGCUCUUCAUCUUCCGCAUCCUCAUCCUGGGCCUAGCCGGCGAGUCAGUGUGGGGUGACGAGCAGUCAGAUUUCGAGUGUAACACGGCCCAGCCAGGCUGCACCAACGUCUGCUAUGACCAGGCCUUCCCCAUCUCCCACAUCCGCUACUGGGUGCUGCAGUUCCUCUUCGUCAGCACGCCCACCCUGGUCUACCUGGGCCAUGUCAUUUACCUGUCUCGGCGAGAAGAGCGGCUACGGGAGAAGGAGGGGGAGUUGCGGGCACUGCCAGCCAAGGACCCACAGGUGGAGCGGGCACUGGCGGCCGUAGAGCGUCAGAUGGCCAAGAUCUCGGUGGCAGAAGAUGGUCGCCUGCGCAUCCGCGGAGCGCUGAUGGGCACCUAUGUGGCCAGCGUGCUCUGCAAGAGCGUGCUAGAGGCAGGCUUCCUCUAUGGCCAGUGGCGCCUGUAUGGCUGGACCAUGGAGCCCGUGUUUGUGUGCCAGCGAGCACCCUGCCCCUACCUCGUGGACUGCUUUGUCUCUCGCCCCACGGAGAAGACCAUCUUCAUCAUCUUCAUGUUGGUGGUUGGACUCAUCUCCCUGGUGCUUAACCUGCUGGAGUUGGUGCACCUGCUGUGUCGCUGCCUCAGCCGGGGGAUGAGGGCACGGCAGGGCCAAGACGCACCCCCGACCCAGGGCACCUCCUCAGACCCUUACACGGACCAGGUCUUCUUCUACCUCCCCAUGGGCCAGGGGCCCUCAUCCCCGCCAUGCCCCACCUACAAUGGGCUCUCAUCCAGCGAGCAGAACUGGGCCAACCUGACCACGGAGGAGAGGCUGGCUUCUUCCAGGCCCCCUCUCUUCCUGGACCCACCCCCUCAGAAUGGCCGAAAAUCCCCCAGUCGCCCCAGCAGCUCUGCUUCUAAGAAGCAGUAUGUAUAGAGGCCUGGGGCUUAUGUCACCCAACAGAGGGGUCCUGAGAAGUCUGGCUGCCUGGGAUGCCCCCUGCCCCCUCCUGGAAGGCUCUGCAGAGAUGACUCGGCUGGGGAAGCAGAUGCUUGCUGGCCAUGGAGCCUCAUUGCAAGUUGUUCUUGAACACCUGAGGCCUUCCUGGUGCCACCAGGCACUCUGGCUUCCUCUCCAGAAUGUGGCUUUGCCUGAGCACAGACAGAGUCAGCAUGGGAUGCUCUGGCCUUUUGCCGCUGAUCCAGAGGGACCCAGAGCCAACUUACCCCAACCUCACCCUAUGGAACAGUUACCUGUGUGCAGGUUGUCCUCAAACCCUCCCCUCACAGGAAGAGGCGGACUGAGGCUGCUGGGUCAGCCUGGAUCGCACAGACAGAGCUUGUGCCGGAUUUGGCCCUGUCUAGGGGACUGGUGCCUUGU
Piliocolobus tephrosceles (Ugandan red Colobus) is the source of this 1759-nucleotide messenger RNA. It is a transcript of the gene GJA4, whose product is annotated as gap junction protein alpha 4. The record is from RefSeq and is a predicted model, not a curated record. The transcript has 2 exons. Gene Ontology annotation, biological process: cell-cell signaling. Gene Ontology annotation, cellular component: connexin complex. Bases 314 to 1315 code for a protein of 333 amino acids. Gene Ontology annotation, molecular function: gap junction channel activity. NCBI's taxonomy places the organism in Eukaryota, Metazoa, Chordata, Mammalia, Primates, Cercopithecidae.